CGAGAGCAGUUCGAAGCAGCGGAGAAAGCAGCCGACGCAACAGAAAUUUCAUAACAAAAUAUUGGGACAAACAGCACUUGCUGCAAGCAAGCAGAAGUGCAGGCCGAGAGCGCAAAGUGGGAGCACAAGGAAAAAGUAGUUGAAGUGAAUUUUAAAUUAAUCAAAGAAAAAAAUUCAGUUUACAGAAAAACGAAAAUAUUAACUGGAAAAGUGCAACAAAAAUGUUUUACAUGCAUUAUUAACACAAACAAUAACAAUAACAAAAUUGUUGUGCAAAAUAAAAACAUUUAAACCAGAUACAGAAAAUUUCGUUGCUUUCGUUCGAAGGCUCCAAAAAACAAAAAAAAGUAAAAAUAUGCAUUGCUAAAGUAGUGCGAACGAAUUUUAGGGAGAACCCUUAAAUUGUAGGAGCAGUGCAGUUGGGGAUAUAAAUUUCAUAUGUUAUUUCAGUGCAAAGUAUUUUGAGUGUUGAACGGAAGUUUGGCUGACUGCUUUAAAAAAUAAUAUCAAACACCAAAAUAGUUGCCAAAAGAAACAGCAAAAUCAUUGUCGCAGCAACUGUGGUAGCGGCAGCAACGCCAGCAGCAGCCACACCAUAAGCAGCAGAAAAGGCAUCUACAACCCCAACGCAACCAACAACGACGGCAGCGACGAUAACAAUCGACGCUUGAAAAUGUCAACACUUCCGUUUUUGUUGAGCGUCGCCGAUGAGCUCGAUAACAUCAACUCGCAGUCAUAUAUGGACGACUUCGGGUUGGGCUUCCAUCCGCACCGUCAAUACUAUCGCACACCCACCAUCCAAUUGUCCUUGCCCGCCAGUACCGACUGGAUGGAACAUGAGCGCUCCCAGCGCUGCCGUUCGCAUAAAUUCGUCUUCGAAACACAAAACAAUCUAACGGCCACGGCGGAGGGCGAUGAGGCGGAUGACACCGAUGAGGCUGGCAAUGGUGGCCGUGGCGGUGUGCUAGACGGCGGUGCAGACAAUGCGUUCACAGAUCGUUAUGGCAGUGGCGCAAGCACGUCUGCCGCCAGUCGUCAAAAAUACACUUCCUUAUUGAACUCGAACAACGAUGGUAUUGCUGACAAAGGAGUCGUCAGCGGCAGCGGUAAGAGCGGCAAAGGUGGUGACGACGAUACCAUCGAUAAUACAGUGCAGAUGUGUAACUUGUCGAAAAAGUGUUGCAAAAACUACUAUCGACGCGGUGACGAACCAACAUCGGCUGCAUUGGCGGCCAAGGGGAAAUCUGCAGAGGGUGGCUAUCGUUUGCAUGCCAAGUGCAUGGAAGGCGCUAACUCAUCGUCGGAUGAGAGUUUGCAGAAACCCACAUCGUCCAUAGAGUUUUUGACGUGCUUCCUGGUGAAAAAGUCGCGUGCACCCAAAGGUGCGGGCAUCAGCGGUAGUAGCAAGAAAUCGUCGUAGGACACGGUUUCGAAGCGUAGAAGCAAUUGUUUCUGAAUAUGUUGGCGAGGGCAGGACGGCGACAAUGACGGCGACGAUGCACGCCGAAGUUAUAGGGGAUGGGCGAGUUGUUGGCGAGGUGUUUGCGGUGAUUGUGGUGAGAUUGAAUGCCAGCGUUGAAGCAGUGAAGCGGAGGUCAGGUGAAGGCGAUUGAUGAUUUACGCAGUCACGCGGUUGUAAUGCAGCUACAGUGCAACGCAAUUGGGCAACUGAGUAGUUGAGUAGCUGAAGAACUGAAAAACGAAUUGACGCGUUUUCACACUUUAUUUGGCAAUGAGUUUGCGAAGCUGUCAAGGGUAAAAUGCAAGGACUUUGGAGUGCCGACGGGAGGGAGGUUGAAAGAUUGCGGCUGAAAGUAGUUGGAAAAUAAACGCGUCUUCAUGAAGGGCAGCCAUACAGUUGGAAGUGUGAGUUCACAGCUAAUCUCACACACAUACGUAUCUCAAAUAUUAUACUUACACACACACAUACAUUAUAUACACAUAUUU
Molecule: messenger RNA, 1947 nt
Organism: Anastrepha obliqua
Lineage: Eukaryota; Metazoa; Arthropoda; Insecta; Diptera; Tephritidae
Exons: 1
Coding region: 674-1420 (248 amino acids)
Source: RefSeq, a predicted model, not a curated record